This is a messenger RNA of Rattus norvegicus (Norway rat), 1756 nucleotides long. RefSeq names its product ARF like GTPase 13A (gene Arl13a). Gene Ontology annotation, molecular function: GTP binding; GTPase activity. The record is from RefSeq and is a predicted model, not a curated record. Gene Ontology annotation, cellular component: 9+0 non-motile cilium. Lineage: Eukaryota; Metazoa; Chordata; Mammalia; Rodentia; Muridae.
GACAGCCAUUGUUAGAACAUUGCCUACCCUUUAAGUGGACAUCUGGGCUGGUUUAAUCGAUCCAGAAGGCUAAAAAGCUCAACAAAUCUUUCUGAAAUUCAACACGGCAAACAUUUUUUCAGCCAAAACACCAACUUGUCGUCAGUUAAAUAGUUAACCACCUCCAGUAGUUAAGAACCAAGUUGCAUCAUGUUCCGACUUUUGACUGCCUGCUGGUCUCGUCAGAAGGCCACAGAAGGAAAACAAAGGAAUGUGACUAUCAUUGUCAUUGGCUUGGACAACUCUGGCAAAAGUCAUCUUGUAGCGGCCUUUCAAAGAUUAAUUCCUAGCAAGAUGCACAGUGAAAUGAGACCAACACAAACAACACUUCUACUAGAUGAUUAUCAAGUAUCUGUCUAUGACCUAACUGGAGACCUAAAGGGCCGUGAAAAAUGGCCAAACUACUAUGCUGAGGCACAUGGGCUUGUUUUCGUCGUGGAUUCUAGUGACAUAGCACGUAUACAGGAAGUGAAGAUCAUCUUAACUCGCCUAAUGUUUGACAAAAGGGUAUCAGGGAAACCCAUCUUAAUCCUGGCAAACAAACAAGACAAGAAGGAUGCACUUUUGCCUUGUGAUAUCAUUGAGUAUCUCCUUCUGGAAAGACUAGUGAAUGAGACUAAGUCUAUGUGCCGAGUGGAGCCAUGCUCAACCAUAAGAAACCUUCCAAAGAGGCACCAACAGCCAAUAGUUAUAGGGCUGCGCUGGCUAUUAGCUGCCAUUGGGGAUCGAUAUGAUGAGCUGUGCACUCGACAUCAAACACCUAGUAUGAGCAACAUCUCAAGCUCCAAGAACAUCAGAGGCUGUGGAGAAAGAUGCUCAUCAGACAGCUUAUCUACCAGAGGAGUGGGUGUGGUCAGAAACAACCACAGACAGCAUUUUGAGAAAAGACAACACCUAGAGCAUAGACAGCAUGUAGAGCAAAGACAUUUUGAGAAAAGACAGCAUUUUGAGUCAAGACAGCACUUAAUUCAACGCUCACUGGAUGCUAGGCCCCUAAAGCCAAUUUUGCAGAAAGAUGGUUUUCGAAUAAGACCCAAAAAGAAUAUGUCAGUAACAUUUGCUCUGGACGUAAUCAUGGAGGAAGGUGAAUGUUCUCGGAAGAUUGGAGCUCCAAAUAUCAGUAAGCCUUGCAAUAGUCAGUGUUAUGAUACAAAGACUCCAGCUCCAUCUGCUGAUGCCAAUCUUUUUAAAGCCCGGAGACCCAAAAAGAGAAUAGAAACCUGGGACACUGAAGAAAUGUUUUUGGAAGACCCUCGUGGAGAAGCCUUCCGUUCCUGUGACUUAACAGACUACUAAAGAGUAAACAGAGGGACAGCAAAAUAACCAUUCCCUCUACCACCUUAUAGUAACUGGGCACAGCUCCAGAAGCAGCAGGAACACCCAGUCUUUGUAUUUCACUGGAUAACACCUCUGCAGUCCACGAACAAGUUCACCUAUCUAACAUCACAUCCCUGAGAACCAUUGUUUCUGCACACCAGUAAGUUCAUCCAUACUCACCGAGUGCCUCAGGAAGUUAGGUGCUGUCCAUCUGAGCAAAGAACAACAGAGACUUCCCAUUUGUAAUGAGAUGCUCCUGACAAAGCUUAUGGAUCAAGUGUCGUGCACAACUGAAAAUGAGCCUUAGACGAACAGGGUUACUUUAGAAUCACACGUUUCUCGUUACGGUUCUCGGGUAUAAAGGGCCUGGCAAAAUAAAUAAGAAUGAUGCUCUACUCAA